AUGGAUAUAAAUGUGACAAAUUAUUCUGGAGAGACUCCCCUGCACAAGGCUGCCGAGCGCGGCCAUCGCAAAAUGGUGGACUUCCUGGUCCAAAGCGGGGCAGUUGUUGACCUGCAGGACGACUAUGGGCGAACUGCUCUGCAUAGGGCAGUAUCUUCCAAAGGCCAUGCAAUGAGACUACUUGUGAACAGGAAAGCAGACGUCUUUGCUAGGGACAUGUUCGGACAGACCGCGCUUCAUAUGGCGGCCAAGGCCGGGCUUAGGAACGACGUGUAUUUCCUUCUUGGCCACGGUGCCUCAGCAGAUGAUAAAGACGAUAGUGGACAGACAGCACGAGACCUAGCCGCUAAAGCAGGAGAGACCGAGGUGGUAAAACUUCUGAACUCUAUGACCGUGUCAGAUUCCGAUUGA
This is a messenger RNA of Aspergillus nomiae NRRL 13137, 411 nucleotides long. Its product is annotated as ankyrin repeat domain-containing protein. The transcript has a single exon. Gene Ontology annotation, molecular function: protein binding. Lineage: Eukaryota; Fungi; Ascomycota; Eurotiomycetes; Eurotiales; Aspergillaceae. The coding region runs from base 1 to 411 and encodes 136 amino acids. The record is from RefSeq and is a predicted model, not a curated record.